AAUUUGAAUUUCGAUCAUGAUCGUGAUGUUUACAUUAAAGGCAGACUUCUCUUUCAGAUAGCAGGGUUAGAAGGUGUGUUGCUUAGAUUAAAAAUUGAUUAUUAUUUUGCUUCGUAACCCUUAUUCAAUAUUUUAUCAUCAGAGAUAAACGAAAUCGAAGUGAUAACAUUCUAAAAGUUCAAUCAUUUGUUAUUGUUUUGACAUUCCGUGGUUUUUCAGUUUCCAAGUGUCUACGAACUUCUGCAUGAAAUUAUGAAUCUGUAUACACUCAUUUUGUGUUUUCUGUUUGUUGCGAAAACGGUGUUCACAAGAUCAUUUACUGUUGACUAUAAACAAAACACUUUCUUAAAAGAUGGGAAACCAUUUAGAUACAUGUCUGGUUCGAUUCAUUACUUCCGCGUACCAAAUCAGUUUUGGUAUGACAGAUUGUACAAGAUGAAAAUGGCUGGUCUCAAUGCUAUACAGACAUAUGUUGAAUGGAACCAUCAUGAACCAGAACCUGGUGAAUAUAAUUUUAAAGGUGAUUAUGAUUUACCAAAAUUUUUAAAGACGGCUCAUGAUUUAGGAUUAGUUGUUAUUUUGAGAUCUGGACCUUUCAUUGAUGCUGAACGAGAUAUGGGUGGUCUACCUUACUGGCUUCUUAGAAAUAAUCCUGAUAUAAAAUUAAGAUCAUUUGAUCCAACUUACAUCAAGUAUGUUGAUAGAUGGUAUAAAAUAUUGCUCCCACUAAUUGAACCAUACUUAUACAAUAAUGGAGGCCCAAUAAUAACUCUUCAGAUAGAAAAUGAAUAUGGAAGCAUUGGUUGUGAUGCCCAAUAUAAAUCUCACUUAAGAGAUCUUGUCAGGAAGACACUGAAAACAGAUGUUGUUUUAUUUACAACUGAUGGAUCAAGCAGUAGUGUACUCUCUUGUGGUAAGACUGAUGAAGUGCUGUCCACCAUUGAUUUUGGAACAGGAGUUAAUGUGACUUAUAAUUUUGAGAUGCUCCGAUGGACUCAAGCAUCUGGACCAUUGGUUAAUUCUGAAUUUUAUCCUGGUUGGUUGGAUCACUGGGGACAACCACAUGCACAAGUUAGUUCUGAAUCUAUAGUAGAAACAUUGACAGAUAUGCUGCAUGCAAAUGCUUCUGUGAAUGUGUAUAUGUUUCAUGGUGGUACAUCUUUUGGAUUUACUGCUGGUUCAAACCUUGGAAGUACAUUCCAAGCUUGUCCAACAAGUUAUGAUUAUGAUGCUCCUUUAAGUGAAGCUGGAGAUCCCACACCCAAAUACUAUGCAAUGCGUGAAGCUAUUGGUAAAUUCUUCCCAUUGCCUGCUGGACCUGUACCACAACCUGCUCCCAAAAUGAAGUUACCACCUAUAACCAUGAAAAAAUACAUGUCUUUGUGGGAAUUUAUCUCAAAAACCAGCAGCUCAGUGUUCUCAACUUAUCCUCUUUCAUUUGAAGAUCUUUCUCAUCCAUUUGGAUUUGUCUUAUAUGAAACCACUGUUACGUUCCAAACACCUGAUCCAGCAAUUCUUACUGUGAAAGGCAUUGCUGAUCGAGCUCAUGUUUAUGUAAAUAGGGUGUUGCAAGGCAUUUUGAGUCGAGAGCAAAAAACAGAAAGUAUUCCUAUUAAAGUUCUAGAAGGUCAGAAAAUUGAAAUUCUGGUGGAAAAUCAAGGACGUAUUUGUUCUGGUUACUACAUUAAUGAUAGAAAGGGAAUAUUCCAGAAUGUCACUCUGGGCUCUCAGAUGCUUGUUAAUUGGACAAUGACCCCCAUUGUAAUGGAUUCUGAUUCUAUAGAACAGAUAGGAGGGUGGAAAAAUAAUAUGAAAAAAGAGAAUCCAGUAUCAGUGCCAUCUAUAUACAUUGGAUCAUUCACAAUUUCAAAUAAAACUAAAAUUUUAGAUUCAUUUCUUAGACUGGAUGGAUGGCAUAAGGGUGUUGCUUUUCUCAACAAUUUCAACUUAGGGAGAUACUGGCCUAUUGUAGGACCUCAAGUAACUCUGUAUGCACCCAGUAUUUAUUUCCAGGCUAGCCCUACUGUGAAUCAGAUCACUUUGAUAGAAUUCGAAAAUUCGCCAUGUGGCAACAAAGAUACCUGCACUGUUCAAUUCGUAGAUACUCCUGUUGUCAAUGGUACUACACCACUAUACUAGCCUUCAUCGUUAUAUUGAAAUGUCUUUGUAUUAUUUUCAAUUUGUUGGUUAAUGGUUUUUUUACUAUAGGUAUUCAAUUCAAAAAUGUUUUUAAGAGCUAUUUUUUUUCUAUUAAUGAUAUGUUAGAAUUGUUUGAUUUAAAUUAAUUUAAGAAAAGAAAUUAGUUAACCUAAAUAGAUUAAGUGAUUCAGUUAAAAAUUAAUACAUCAGGACAUUUCAUUAUGGUUUGUGUUAAGAAAUAAUUAAGGUUUGAUUUCAUCAAAAAAUUUGGCAAGAAUUUUUCUGAUCUUUUCUUCAACAUUAGUUGCUGGCACAACUAUCUAAAAAUAAUAAAUAUAAUUAGUUUUUUUUUGUUAAAAUCACUUUAUGUGAUAAAAAUGUUUGCAAAUAUUUUUUGUGGCUUAUGAAGUUAUUAAGAGAUGGCAGCUUUAAUCAGAGUAGUAAAAUAAUUUGCCAUGGACAUUUAUAAAUUUUUGAAUUUAGUGACAAAUAUAUAGUCUUAAAAAAAGUUUGAUGAAUGUAUUUCAUGUUUUCUUUUAUAUGGUUAAUUUAUGUGCAUGACAUAAAUUUCAAAGAAAAAUAUCACGUUAUAUGAAAUGUAAUUAUUUGCAAUAUUAUGUUUGAAAUUAUUUUUUUAUAUAUUGUAUUAUUUUAUUUUUUAUAUGCCAUUUAGUUUGUUAGCAUCAAAGCACAGGAACUUCAUUCAUUUAUUUAAUUUAUCUUUGAAAUGCAGGCAUCUGAUUGUCAUAUUAUUAAGUUUAUUUUUGAAUCAGAAAAAUUUCUAUCAAUAAUAUAUUGAUAAAUUAUUUAUUUAUAAUUAAUUUAUGAAAUUAAAAAUAAAAUUUAAUUAUGAAAUUGGUAAUAAUUAUUAUUUAUAAUUAUUACCAAUUAAUUAUAAAUUAUUUAUUUAUAAUUAAACAAUGAAAAGAAAUUUUAUUUUUAUAAUGAAUUGGUAAAUAAUGUCAUUUUUAAAAAAAAUCAGGACAGUUUUAUAUCUCUUUGUGAACUGACAUUGAAAAUCUAAUUUUAAAAAUAUCAAAAUUUUUGGAAAAUCUGAAUAUAUUUUUUAAAAAAUCGAAUGUUUUAACUGUGCAUGGCAAUUAACUACAACUGGCAUAUGCUGUGGUGUGUUAUAUUCUUUUUCUUUUUAAAGAUAUGCAGUGGAUUUCAGAUUUAAAUCACUACAGUGUCUUUUACAUAUAUUUAAUCAGAAUGGAUUUAUUGCAUAGAAAUUCCUGUUUAAUAUAAAUAUAAUUCAAAAAAUUCUAUAAAUAAUGAUUGAUUGAAUAAUGCUGGUUUAUUACCCAAAGUGUCUGAUUUCAUUGAGUAAACUUAAUUAUGUUGAGGAUAAUUUUUUAAAAAAUCUGUAAAUGAAUCAAAUAGACAAAUUAACAUUUUUGAACAUUCUUUUCACUGCCAGUUGAAUCACUAAUAUUUUCAUAAAUUGUGUUUCAUUAUAAUGGGUGAAAUAUUAAGCACCAUUUGUGCCUUUUAGCUGAAGAAAAACAAACUGAACUAUGCAUAUUAUUCGGAUUCAUAUUUUUGCUAUGUAUUAUUUUUCUUAAAUUAAGUGUCUACUGUAUAUGUGUGUGAAAUAUUUUUACCACAAAGUUAUUUUUGUUUUGUGAUUUUAAACAAGAUUUAUGAAAUUGUUGCAUGGUGAAUAAAUUGUAUAAUUA
This is a messenger RNA of Argiope bruennichi, 3818 nucleotides long. RefSeq names its product beta-galactosidase-like. The record is from RefSeq and is a predicted model, not a curated record. The coding region runs from base 253 to 2139 and encodes 628 amino acids. The transcript is spliced from 15 exons. Gene Ontology annotation, cellular component: vacuole. Gene Ontology annotation, molecular function: beta-galactosidase activity. Gene Ontology annotation, biological process: carbohydrate metabolic process. NCBI's taxonomy places the organism in Eukaryota, Metazoa, Arthropoda, Arachnida, Araneae, Araneidae.